CUAUUGAUGAAGUUCGCGGUGAUCGUUUAGGGACUCUAUCGUGGUUCUUCCAUUGAAAAUCGUUAUCGUUUCCAUAGUCGAAUCCAAACCGUGCUGGUAUGCAGACGUGAAAUUAGCUUCCUCUCUUACGAAUACGUUGUACCUACAUUAUUUUUUGUUGUUGUUUUUAAUCUUAAAAUUUCAAUUCAAUUCAAUUUCCAAAACUAGAAGAUCCUUUUUUUUUCUUAAGGACUUUUUGUGUGUGUAUCUUUGAGAUACUUAUUUUACUUAACAAGCUAUUCGGGUUUUCCUAAUUUUAAUGAGCUAAUUUGGAUAAUUUUCCGCAAUCGUUUUUGGGAAACACCAAACAUCUGGUCAGAUUGUCCUUUUUUGUCCUUUUUUUUUUUGAGUCAGUCACAUUGCCGUUAAAUGCCCUGUGUAUUAUAUUUUGAAAGUGAUUUUUGUGGAUUUGUGUUGCAAUACACAUUUGAAUGUUAAACGUGUGUAACUAAAGGGGAUUUUCCCCGAAAAAUAAAAUACAAAAUAAAUUAAACAUAUUUCACUAUCUCGAAUAAAAUUGUAUUAGAAUAACGAAGAUAGAAAAAGAAGUUUUGAAUUUUUGAGUGUGUGCAAAAGAUUCUCGUUUUUUAAAUGUGAUAGAAAUUUCUCUCACAAUUUGAAUACCUAUACAAAAAGUUAUAGUGAAACCCUUAAAUAAAACGUUAAAUAGAAAGUUCAAACCCCUUUUAAAAUGGACACUUUAAUGAUAAUUUGGAACAUAGCCUCGCUGCAUUGUGCAGCGCGGCCUGAAAUCUCACCGUGCACUUGUGAGCCAAUGCUUAUUCAAAAUCGCAUCGAACUAUCAUGCGAGAAAGUCGAUUCUUUCAAUCAAAUUGUCGAUGCAUUAGCGGCGGGCAAGUUCUCGUCGAAUUUAACAAUAAGUUUGCAAAUAUCUUAUUCGCAACUCGAUGAUUUGGAGAUGCGAUCUUUUUCUGAAAUGAAGCUUAAUAUGAUUAAACUUCGAAUGAUAUCCGAUAAUUUAAGGACUAUUCCAGAGAUGCCUUUCCGUGGACUAUCAAACUUGGAAUACCUUGGUUUAGCUGAAAACGAUUUAGACGAAAUACCGAGACAUGUACUGCAUCAUUUACCGAAAACAUCGACGUUAGACUUGGGGAAGAACAAAAUAAAAGCAGUUCUACAAGAUGACUUUAAAGGGAAUCCCAAGAUAACCUUUUUAAUAUUGGUUAGUAACAAUAUAGCAAGAUUAGAUAAAGGAGCAUUUCCCACAGAAGUCAAAUCCUUACAUUUGGGUCGAAAUCAAAUUACAACUCUAAAUGGAACUUUAUUAGACCUCCAUGACUUGGAGUCACUUUUCAUAAACAUGAAUAACAUCCAAUCUCUAGAAAACGAAUUACCAGCCUUACAGAAUCUCAAAUUCAUUCUUGCCCAAAACAACAGUCUUGAAAAACUUCCCCAAAGUAUGAGAGACAUGCCUAAUCUCGACUCGCUCUUCUUUCAAAACAAUCGACUCAAAUCUUUAGAUGGUGUUCUACGAAAUGCCAAAAAACUUAAAGAAUUCAAAGCUCACAACAAUCAAAUUGAGUAUUUGGCUCAAGAUGAAUUCCUUGAGGUUGAAUAUUUGGAAAUUAUUGACAUGGCCUACAAUAAUAUCAAGUCACUCAAUAAUUCCCUCUUGCCAAUGAAACGACUGAUCAAGUCUAAUUUUUCAUUCAACGAAAUGGAAGUGUUUUCGAUGAAUGAAAUUCGAGGCUUGGAAUAUUUAAGAGAGCUGGACAUUUCGUAUAACAAAAUUCAAAAACUCACUGGACGGCAAGAGAAUCGAAUCGAUCAGCAAUCGUUUUUAGUUGAAUUGUAUUUGGAUCACAAUCGAUUGAUAUCCUUAGAUGGCGCCCUAAUGGGGCUCAACAAAUUGAGGAAGUUAAUGCUGACUCACAAUCAAAUCGAACGCAUAGACCCGGAUGAUUUUAUCGGUUUGGAGAGUUUGGAUACUUUGGAUUUGUCACAUAAUCAGCUGUUAACAUUGGAAGAAACUUCAACGACGGUUCUUCCAUCAUUGAAAACAAUACGAGUAGCCUACAAUAAUCUUACAAAAUUGGAAAAAGAUUUCCAUGGCUUGCCAGUAUUGUGUCAUGCCAAUUUGAUGCACAAUCAAAUUACCUCUGUCUCAGCUGAUCUUGUUUCGAAAACUAAGUGUUCCAAUCACGGCGUUCCGGGAAAACUUGAAAUUUGGCUUGAACAUAAUCCAAUUAUGUGUGAAUUUGAACGUGUAAACGAGCUUUGUCCAAUAAUGUCCUCACAAGAAGCAAGCAUUCGUGGCAAGUCACAAUGCUACGAAAAUGAUCGUGAAGUUUGUAGCGAAACACCAUUACUUCUCCAAGCAACAUAUUCCGAUAAUCUUCCCUUGAUUAUAAAAUCUGGACAGAUACUCCAGUUCGUUGCUGUCCCAUUAAAUCCCGUUCCAUAUCAACCAAAGCCUAUGAAAAAGGUAGAUUUGUUGCCAGCGAUCAUUUCACCGAGUAGUUCACAGUACAUCAAAGCUCUACCGGCAGCAGCUCCUCCUUUGACAAGUCUUCUGUCAACAACGCCAACAACAACUUCCACCACAACUCCACCAACGACAACUACAACCACAACUACAACAACCACGACGACAACACCAGCGCCAUCUAUUGAAAUAGAAUCGAUCACACAAAAAGAUUCACCAUCUGUGCCGAUAGAUUUACAACAUGCAGAUGAAAUAAUCCAAGCUGUCAUACCAUUGCAAAAUCCGACAGAUUUCCAAACAGAUUAUCCAACAAUUGAGUAUGUUCCAUUGCCAGAAGAAGAUUCGGGUCAAUCGAAUUUCUCCGAUGGCGAGGAUAAUUCAGUUCAAGAAGUUUAUUCGCCAGUUGUUAUUCCCAGUCCUAGCUUAGAGAAUUCACAGAGGCGCCUAAUGCAAGAAGAACCGCCGGAAACACCGUAGGCCUAAGACGAUGGGGGCGCCCAUGUUGGUAUAUAAAAGUUUAGUUUUGUUGAGAUGAGGUCGAGAUAGAAGAGACAGACAGACGACGAUGAUGUUGAUGAGGAGGA
Messenger RNA from Episyrphus balteatus (marmalade hoverfly), 3069 nucleotides. It is a transcript of the gene ltl, whose product is annotated as protein artichoke. The transcript has 4 exons. Gene Ontology annotation, molecular function: protein binding. The record is from RefSeq and is a predicted model, not a curated record. The coding region runs from base 731 to 2962 and encodes 743 amino acids. Lineage: Eukaryota; Metazoa; Arthropoda; Insecta; Diptera; Syrphidae.